Molecule: messenger RNA, 4815 nt
Organism: Brettanomyces bruxellensis
Lineage: Eukaryota; Fungi; Ascomycota; Pichiomycetes; Pichiales; Pichiaceae
Exons: 1
Coding region: 1-4815 (1604 amino acids)
Biological process (GO): double-strand break repair via homologous recombination; error-prone translesion synthesis
Cellular component (GO): zeta DNA polymerase complex; nucleus
Molecular function (GO): DNA binding; nucleotide binding; DNA-directed DNA polymerase activity
Source: RefSeq, a predicted model, not a curated record
AUGAGCACCAGCUUUUCAUCUUCCUCAUUUGACAUUUCGUGCAUUGAUUCUAAAAAUCUGAAGAUUCAGAUCAUAGCAUAUGAUUCUUAUCAGUGCGCGCCAUCAUCCAUAGAUAAACAAAAUGUUACCAUAAAUGGCUUGUCUACAAAAGAAGUGCUAACGGAGGAGUUUGAGGAUGUGCCGAUAAUUAGAAUAUAUGGCAGAUUACAGACUGGCCACACUUGUCUUCUUCAUGUUCACAACAUUUUUCCUUAUUUAUAUAUACCAUAUCAGGGACCCAUUCCCAAAGAUGAUAGAGAAGUUCAAAACAGACUCUGCAAAUUAUUAGUCGAGAUAAACAAGAAGUUGAAGCAAUCAUUUCAACGGAAGGAUGGUGAAAAUUUAAAAAAGAAAUCUAGGAGAAGAAACCGUCUGAAAAAUGAAAAAGAGCAAGAUGAAUCAGAUUUUGAAACUGCUUCACCUGGUAGUGACGAUAGCAAUAACAACAGCUUUAAUUCUGCUUCCAAUUUUGUUUCUGAUCUUUCUGUUGUGAAAGGAGUUCCCUUUUAUAAUUAUUCAGUUGGUUCAGAUCCGUUUGUGAAAAUAAGUUUGCUUAAUCCCCGAUACACAGUUCGUCUCUCACGUUUGCUUAGUGAAGGUGCCAUUCUUGGCCACAAAAUACAACCUUUCGAAGCGCAUAUUCGAUAUAAUUUUCAGUUCCUUCUCGAUUAUAACUGCUACAGUUGUAAUUGGAUAUCGCUUUCACAGUUUUUCUGGAGAUCUCCAUUAGUAAUUCUUAAAGAUAGAGAGGAUUACCAAUUAUUUUUUGAUACUCCCUUCACAGCAUUCAACCGAUUCAAGAUUACACCUAUGCUAAAAAAGUUUAUGAGCUCUUACAUAUUUGAUGAAGGUGCAGAAGGUUCGAAUAUCUUAGAUCCCGAUGAAUUUCCAAGGAUAGGACGUACUCUAGUUGAACUGGAUGCAUCAGCCUCAUGGAUUGAAAAUAGGAAAGAGAUUGCAGAACGACCAUUGCACUUAUCCAUGACAGAAAAUGAAGCACUGAAAUAUCCAAACGAGAAAUAUAUUAGUUCCACGAAAGCUAUAAUAGCAGAUGUGAUGUUUUUAAGGAAGGAAAGGUCACUUCCACAAACUUCAAAGCUGAAGCUUUUUGAUGAUAUCAAACGAGAAUUUAAAGGAGAAAAGUGGGUGGAGAUCGAGGAGUUGAGAAAGCAAUUUGAAUAUUGCUAUGAUUGUUCCAUGAAGUAUUUUAAGAAAGGUCAACGUGGAUGCAGUGUGGAUGAAACCGCUGUUAUAAUUCAGAGGCAAUGGCUUCAAAGAUACCCUACCAGCUUUGAGAGUGUUUGCAUACUUCAAUAUACCCCAAAAAUACAAGAAAUCAGUACUUUACAUCUUAAAAAAAACAAUGUCACUCCGGAAAAUAUUUUGGAUGUUCUUCUGGGCCAAGUUCAUAGCAAUGCGAAUAAGCUAUCACAAGCUGGAGAAACAUUUUUAAAUUCCAUAGAUGAAAAUCAGGAACAAAAUGUAUCUCCAUCUGAUUCUGAUGGCAAUAUUGAUGAAAAUCUAGCGGAGAUGGAAAGCAAUGCAUGUGAUAACGCUGAAAACCCGGAUUUAGACACAAAGAAGGAUACUCUUCCUAGUGGAUUACCAGGCAAUACCUUGAAAAAAGAUUUGCCAAGUAACACUCAAAGUGAGAUUCAGGAAAAGAAAACUGCCAUAGAUGCUGGAAACCUGGAUAUAAAAAUCUACAAAGCAACGCAGACUGCAUUUAAGUCAUCUAUUCACAGGGAAUUUCCAAAGUCGCAAAUGGCAACUAAAAAUUCUGAAUCCUUCCUUUUACAUCCAUUGAAGGAACGAGAAACUACAAAAAAAAUCCUCUUACGGUAUCAACUAAAUCCACCGAGGUAUGAAACAUACGAUGACUUUCUCAAUAGUUUUGAGCGGGAAUUUGGGAUGUUGAAAAUAAAUUACAAGAGUCCAUAUUAUUCGGACAGAGAAAAUUAUGAUAAUUAUCCAUUCUACUUUGCUGGAAAGAAGUUUAACCUAAAUUGUCUUGAUAUUGAGGGACUGGCACACUAUCAAGGCGUUGGCAAUGGUGAACCACAUCCAGAUUUUGAUAUAAAUCCAAAAAUCCAGAGCGUGUGGAGAUUUACUGCAAAAGCACCAAAUUACAAUGAUGUUCAUAAAUGGUUAUUAGAACAACCAUCGAACACGUUCAUUAAUAGAUCAUUACUUUUGGAAUCAGAGAUUGAACCGAUUACUCAGAAACAUACUUCCACGGAUAAACGGUUUGAAGAACCAAUUGAAAGAAAGUCAACGCAUUUUGCAAGAUUAAUAACUUUGAUAAUGGAAUUGCAUAUAACUACUCGAAAAGAUUUACAACCGGAUCCGGCGAAAGACUCGAUUGGGGCAAUCUUCUGGAAUUUUGAUAAAUCACACAAUCCUUACCCCUUGAAUCUUCCAAAAGCUGGCAUUUUCUUACUCAGAAAUAAUACAGUACAUAUGGAUAUAGAUUGGGGGAAUAUUCUUAAUAUACCCAUACGCAUAUUCGAUGAAGAGGAGGAAAUGAUUUCAUCAUUGGUGGGUUUGGUUGAACUAGUUGAUCCUGAUAUUUUGAGUGGUUACGAGAUUCAUGCCGCAUCAUGGGGAUAUCUGAUUGAAAGAUGUAAGAUUGUUUAUGACAUUGACCUAACAAUCAGAUUAUCGAGAGUCUGUCAGAAGCAGAGAAAUAAAGUAGGGGAUCGAUGGGGAUAUACACAUGCUUCAGCAAUAAGAAUCACGGGCAGACACAUGCUAAAUAUAUGGAGGCAGUUAAGGGGGGAGACAAAUCUUGGAAGCUAUUCGGUUGAAAAUGUUACAUUUCAGGUCUUAGGACGUCGAAUUCCUCAUUAUAGUACGGAAACACUAACCCAAUGGUUUACAAACAAUAAUCCUUAUUCUUUAUCAAGCCUCAUCUGGUACUAUUAUCAUAGGAUCAUAAUUGAGGGAGAGAUUAUUGAAAAGCUUGAGAUCAUAGAAAAGAUUACGGAACAGUCCAGAUUAUUGGGAAUUGAUUUUUAUUCUGUUAUUUACAGAGGUUCACAAUAUAAGGUGGAGAGUUUACUUGUUCGUCUUGCUAAGGCGGAGGAUUACAUCUUGAUAUCUCCUUCGAAAAAGCAAGUGUUUAAUCAAGAUUCAUUGGAAUGUAUACCUUUGGUACUGGAGCCAGAAAGUGCACUUUACAGAAGUCCAUUAGUCGUGCUUGACUUUCAAUCUCUAUAUCCAUCCAUUAUUAUUGCUUACAACUAUUGCUUCUCGACCUUAUUAGGGAAGAUGAGGGAUUAUAAACCCGGUAGAUAUCAAAAGCUCGGUGUCACAAGACAAAAAUUCCCUCCUGGAAUUAUUCCUCUUCUAAAGGAUCUGAUUACCCUUUCACCCAACGGCUUAAUGUUUGUGAAAAGUACUGCUAGAAAAUCCUUGCUUGCAAAGCUGCUCACAGAUAUUUUGGACGCGCGACUUCUUGUCAAGGGAACUAUGGGAUCGUUGCAUAAUGAUCAUGAUGUUAAUAAGAUUUACAAUAAUAGGCAGCUUGCAUUGAAGAUGAUCGCUAACGUGACAUACGGAUAUACAUCUGCCACGUUUUCUGGUCGUAUGCCCCAUUCAGCCUUAGCUGAUGCAGUGGUCUCUUCCGGAAGAGAAACUUUACUAAGAGCUGCUUCUGAAAUUGAAUCUAACCCUAAAUGGGGUGCUAAAGUAGUUUAUGGUGAUACUGAUUCAUUGUUUGUAUAUCUUCCUGGUAAAACAAAAGCCGAUGCCUUUCGAAUGGGAACGGAAAUGGCUUCUUACAUUACCCACAUUAAUCCCGCUCCGGUUAAAUUGAAGUUUGAGAAAGUUUAUCAUCCAUGUGUUCUCGUUAGCAAGAAAAGAUAUGUCGGUUGGAAGUAUGAAUUCGAGGAUCAGAAAGAGCCAAUAUUUGAUGCAAAAGGAAUAGAAACUGUGAGAAGAGAUGGAAUACCAGCACAGCAGAAGAUUAUGGAAAAGGCUAUUACCAUCUUAUUCAAGACUAUGGACAUUUCCGCAGUGAAGAAGUAUGUUUGUGCACAAUUCAGUAAGAUAAUGCGGGGCCAGGUGAAUUAUAAGGAUUUUAUUUUUGCCAAGGAAGUCAGAUUAGGGACAUAUAAAAAUGAAGCUUACUUACCUCCAGGAGCCAGAGUUAGUAAAAGAAAGCUUUCUCAUGAUCAUCGUGCAGAACCACAGUAUAAAGAGCGCGUUAAAUAUAUUGUGAAGAGAGGAUUUAAAGGCGAGGCUUUAAAAAACAGGUGUAUGUCUCCAGACGAAUUUUUGAAGGACAAUACCGCUAAACUUGAUGCCGAGUACUAUAUUACCAAAGUUGUGGUGCCACCAUUGGAAAGAAUAUUUAAUUUAAUGGGAGUAGAUGUAAGAUGCUGGUACAAUGAAAUGCCCAAAUAUCUUGAUUAUGGAAAUCCAAGAGACACAAAAUUUAAAGGAUUGAAUAUAAAUUACAGGAAAUGCAUUUUGUGCAACGGUAUUUUGCUCAAAGAUAGUGAUAAAUCGUUGUGUCCGGAAUGUGCUGAAUCCAAACAUGAAACUGUAUUAAAACUCCAGGAAAAAUUAUUGAUCAAAGAAAAGCAGAUGAGUGACAUUUCGAUGAUUUGUAGUGCAUGCUCUCAAAGAAUAACUGAUUACCAUCAAACUAAGGCAGAGGGAUCCCAUGCUUGUGAGAAUUACGAUUGCCCAUUAUAUUACAAAAGGGAAAGAACGCAAAUGCAGCUUGACAUUCUUAAAACCAACAUAGAAAAAGUAUCCAGAGACUGGUAG